AAAAAAUAAAAAUUCUUCCCUAUAAAACUCAGACGGUGUUUCCAUUAUCAGUCUCAAAAUCCAAAUUUCUUUUCCCUCUCUUCACCUGUUUUUCUCUCUCUUUACUACAAAAAUGGUGACGGUAGAGGAAUCGGUUGUUAACACUAAACUUUCACCGCCAAAUUCUUAUUCUGCGGUGGUUCUUGGUGGCACUUUUGACCGGUUACACGACGGCCACCGCCUCUUCCUCAAGGCCGCAGCAGAAUUGGCGAAGGAUCGUAUUGUGAUUGGAGUCUGUGAUGGUCCUAUGUUGAAGAAUAAGCAGUUUGCUGAAUUAAUACAACCCAUUGAGGAAAGGAUGCACAAUGUUGAAAACUAUAUCAAGUCUUUUAAGCCGGAACUUGUUGUGCAAGCUGAAACUAUUACAGAUCCCUACGGGCCUUCAAUCGUCGAUGAAAAUUUGGGGGCUAUUGUUGUUAGCAAGGAGACAGUGGCAGGUGGGUUGUCCGUUAAUAAGAAGAGAGCUGACAGAGGCCUCUCACAACUAAAGAUUGAAGUUGUAGACUUGGUUCCUGAAGAAUCUGGUGGAGCUAAUAAGCUCAGUUCUACGACAUUAAGGAGACUUGAGGCCGAGAAGGCCAAAGAACAACAAACACCAACAGAGUCAUAGUUCCUGAUCAUGCGCGAUGUCCUGAAAUUAAUUGCUUUUAUCAAUACGUGACUCUGCAAGGUUCAGGAAACAAAGAAUUUCGUGGAAGACUGUUUGGAAAAUACAUGAUACAAGAUAGAGAGAAUGUCUUUGUAUAAUUUUAUGAUUUGAUCUACACAGUCUCUCCCCAAAAUGUUAAUAAAUUGAUGUUUUGAUGUGGAUUUUAUAGGACUCAGAAUCGUUUCGCUCUUGCACUAUGUAGCAAGAUAUCUGCGUGAGCGUGUUCUCACAGGUUUAGCCUUUGGAACUGCUGCAGCUUCAGUAACCUUGAAAGUAGAGCAGGCAGUUUUUUUAUUUCUAUUUAAACUUAGUAUCACAUUUCUGAUAUCAGGAUUAUGUAUCAUGCGGAGGCUCCUUUUAUCAUGAUCAAAAUCGCUUGAAAAAAGCAUUGCAUC
Messenger RNA from Populus nigra (black poplar), 1083 nucleotides. Its product is annotated as phosphopantetheine adenylyltransferase. The transcript has 6 exons. Gene Ontology annotation, biological process: coenzyme A biosynthetic process. Gene Ontology annotation, molecular function: pantetheine-phosphate adenylyltransferase activity; dephospho-CoA kinase activity. Lineage: Eukaryota; Viridiplantae; Streptophyta; Magnoliopsida; Malpighiales; Salicaceae. The record is from RefSeq and is a predicted model, not a curated record. Bases 113 to 649 code for a protein of 178 amino acids.